AUGAACAUGACUAGAAGCACCGCCUCCCGCGAGGGCCAACCGGUCGUCGCCGUCAACCCCACAAAACCCGACAAUAUUGUCUUCGUGUCGACACGCUUCCAUCCUCUACCUGAACUUGAGCCCGUUGGGUGUUGCUUUCUGACCUAUACGCUCGACUGCGGAAUUACCUGGAAAAACGCCACAGCGGAUUACCCCUCAGGUGCCGCGCAGAAGUGUGGCGAGCCACAGGUCUUUGCCGACGCGAAUGGGACGUUCUAUCUCCUCAACAACCAAGUCUUCUCCGGCUUGAGAGAAAACAUUGCCGCUCAUCCCCAGUUGUGCGAAGAAGCUGCGGAUCGACGUGGCUACGGGAAAGGUAUCCCAGACCCGCCUCCAAUCUAUGGAUUCCCCGGCAGAUCCAUUGCAGUUCACGACAGCAUUCUGGCUUCGGCUGCGGAGGGCUCGAAAGGACACCCAGAGAUGUACGUGCGCCAUGACAAGGGCGUAACAUGGGAGACAUUUCCCUUGAUUGAUAGCCGAGGCACCUUCGUCGCAAACGGCACCGGCCCGAUGCUGGCGAAGUCUGGCAUUGGUCUCCGUAGUGAUCCGACGCCGUGGGUGUCCGCAGACCCUACCUCAACGGGUCGUUUCGCGCUUAUGGUUCCACGCGACUUCACGCUGGAGAUUUAUAUCACGCAUACUGCAGGUGGAACCUUCACAGACCCAGCCGUUAUCCAGACUCCUGAUGCGCAGCGCCCUGCCUUCGACUUUAGUCCGAAUGGUCUCCCUGGUGUCGUGUGGCGCACUAACUCGUCGUGUAUUCUCGAUGUUUACUUGACAUUGUCUUUUGACGGUGGACGCAACUUUGCUGUACCAAUCAAGGUUACGGCACAGCCACAGCCACAGCCUGUUGGUCAAAAUGGUCAGCCAGGUGGCCGGGCUUCCUUUAUCUCGCUCACUCACAAUCAUACUUAUGUUGCCUGGUCUGACGGACGCGAUGGCUUACUGGACGCUGUUCUUGCUGAGAUACCCCUGGAUCUCCUUCAAACUAUGCCUCAGGCUACGGAGGUAUCUCGUAGUAUCAGAAGUCGUGGCGGCUUAGAACCUGCCCGUAUGUGA
This is a messenger RNA of Colletotrichum abscissum, 1098 nucleotides long. RefSeq lists its product as uncharacterized. The coding region runs from base 1 to 1098 and encodes 365 amino acids. The transcript is spliced from 3 exons. Lineage: Eukaryota; Fungi; Ascomycota; Sordariomycetes; Glomerellales; Glomerellaceae. The record is from RefSeq and is a predicted model, not a curated record.